UGGAGACAGAGAAUCCAUGGGUAAAGGGAGGAAAGAAAAGAGGAGAGAAUUUUAGCAAGCAUUGCAUGGUGAUACAAACAUUCUCUCCUGCCAAUUUGGUUAUGAUCAUCAAUUAAUCAAAUAAAAAUGCAACAAGUUUUCAAAUUAUGCAGACAAUCUUCAAUUCCAUCUCCUCCAUUUUCUCAACCCGCUAAACUUGCCUUCACCAUUUUCCAUGCUGCUAAAGCUCUCGCAGUUGCAACUUCUGAAGCUGCUAACAAUGGCGACAGCACUAGUAGUAGUGCUAACGACGCCGUUUCAUGGAUUUCUCUUGAUGUAUCUAAGAAACACUCUCGGUCUCUCUCCAAUGUUGGUUUUUCUAAACCCUCUUUAACUCAGGCUGCUUACGUACCAUUGAUACUAUCAGAAAAUGACGCAGUUGUUGCUGCAGAGACUGGAAGUGGUAAACCUCAUCAUGCACGAAUUAACUCAGGGUUUGGAGCUCAUGUUCAUUUAUCUCAGAAAUGGAGUAUUAAUCAACUGGUUGUUAAAUCCAUUAGUUUGAGUUCAUCAACGUCUGUGUUCCUAUGUCUUGGUGUUGUUCAGUGGUAUUCGUCCAAGAGCAACUCUUCUGGGAAGCAAAAAUUGAAACCGAAGGCAGUAAUGGAAGAAGAGAAGGGGGCGUAUUUCGUGGUCCGAAAGGGGGAUAUUGUUGGUGUUUACAAGAGUUUGAGUGAAUGUCAAGCUCAAGUUGGCUCUUCGGUAUCAGACCUUUCAGCUACUGUUUAUAAAGGAAAUUCUUUGCCUAAGGAUGCUGAGGAAUAUCUUGCGUCCCGUGGGCUUCACAAUGCUCUCUAUACCAUCAAAGCCUCUGAUUUGAAAGAUUGUCCUUUUGGCAAAAUUGUACCUUGUCCUUUUGAGAAAACCUGCAUUCUUCAUUUUGAUGGUUCCAGUAAAGGAAAUCCUAUACGAGCUGGUGCUGGAGCUGUGCUUCGAACACUUAAUGGAAACUUGAUUUGUAGAAUACGUCAAGGCUUGGGAAAUGCCACCAGUAGUGUUGCUGAAUAUCGAGCUUUUAUUUUAGGAUUAAAAAAAGCUCUUGAGAUGGGUUGUACAAGGAUUCAAGCGCAAGGUGACAACAAAAUUGUCUGCAUGCAGCUUAAGGGUGAAUGCAGAGUAAAGAGUCAAAACAUGUCUGACUUGCAUGCAGAAGCAAGCAGACUCAUGAAACAGUUCUUAUCUGUGAAGAUCAGUCAUGUUUUAAGGGAAUUGAACUCUGAUGCUGAUAAACAAGCAAAACUUGCCGCUCAACUUGCUGAUGGUCAAGUACAAGAAGUUUUAACUUAAAUUCUGCAAAGUCAGUUUCUGGUACCUUGGUAGGAGAAUCAGACUGCAGCAGCAAUCCUCUUUCACUCUUUGGCUUCCAUUCUUUUUGUCAACAACCAAAAAAACAUCGUGGCAACGGUACAAAUUUUAUAUGAAUUUGCUUUUGAGGCUGAUCAUCAAAAUCGCUGGCCCUGUGACUGACAUAAAACUUUGUAAAUACGUAAUAGUGACAUGUCUAGGUAUUUGUUGGUAAAUAUGUCUAGCUAGAAUUGGCUCCAUGAAAGCAACAAGCCAACAAGCUAGGGUGAUAUUCUCAACUGGAGAAACAAAGCCAAAUACUGGAAAUAUAUUUCAGGGUGUUACCGUGUAAUUAAUAUGUAUAUAGUUUACAUUAAUAUGACCUAAGUUACUAGAUGUAUAUAGUGUACAAUUAUAUACUCUCUU
This is a messenger RNA of Spinacia oleracea (spinach), 1749 nucleotides long. RefSeq lists its product as uncharacterized. The transcript is spliced from 8 exons. NCBI's taxonomy places the organism in Eukaryota, Viridiplantae, Streptophyta, Magnoliopsida, Caryophyllales, Amaranthaceae. The record is from RefSeq and is a predicted model, not a curated record. Gene Ontology annotation, molecular function: nucleic acid binding; RNA-DNA hybrid ribonuclease activity. Bases 127 to 1326 code for a protein of 399 amino acids.